AUGGGGCCAAUCUUGUGUCGUGUGGUUAGUGCUAUCGACAGCGAGCCAUUUGUUGUCAGCAUUUCCGCCGGCAAGGAAAAAUCGAAAAGUCUUGAAGAAUUUUUUGGUCCGUUUCUGGAAGAGAUGAUACAGCUCGAAAAAGAAGGUCUAGAACUUGACGGACAGCGGUACACCAUCAAGAUUGGAGCUAUUAUUUGCGAUGCCCCCGCCAGGCAGUUUGUUCAGGCCAUCAAGGGCCAUAACGGAUAUGGCGGAUGUGAAAGAUGCACUCAAAAGGGCACGCACAUUAAAGCACAUAAAUGUAUGGUUUUUGCCAAUCUCUACGAUUUUGCUCUCCGUACCGAAAACUCUUUCCGAAACAAAACAUACAAAAAUCAUCACGUCGGAACUAGUCCAUUACUUCCAUUACAUCUCGAUAUGAUUUCUUCGUUUCCGUUGGACUACAUGCACCUAGUCUUGCUCUGUGUUUUCAAACGCCUGAUUUUAGUUUGGACUGGCCAAUGGCAUAAAAAGAAAUUGAAGCACAAGAUUGGAAUGCGAGAAAAGGCGUGCAUCGAUCGAAGACUUCGUCGUAUAGGGAAAUCUUACCCAAAAAUGUUUUACAGAAUUACAAGAUCAAGAGCAUAUUAA
Molecule: messenger RNA, 630 nt
Organism: Daphnia pulex (common water flea)
Lineage: Eukaryota; Metazoa; Arthropoda; Branchiopoda; Diplostraca; Daphniidae
Exons: 1
Coding region: 1-630 (209 amino acids)
Source: RefSeq, a predicted model, not a curated record